This is a messenger RNA of Brugia malayi, 1128 nucleotides long. RefSeq lists its product as uncharacterized. NCBI's taxonomy places the organism in Eukaryota, Metazoa, Nematoda, Chromadorea, Rhabditida, Onchocercidae. The transcript has 7 exons. The coding region runs from base 1 to 1128 and encodes 375 amino acids. The record is from RefSeq and is a predicted model, not a curated record. Gene Ontology annotation, cellular component: nucleus; transcription regulator complex. Gene Ontology annotation, biological process: regulation of transcription by RNA polymerase II.
AUGAGUGAUAUCAGUGACAGACAAAUCAUAGGACCAAAAGAGAUUAAACAAGAAGAAGAAAUGGAAGAGAAGUCGAAAAUGGAAAGACGAUUAACCUUGAAACGAGCGAUCGAUGAAAUUGCUGGACAAAUUAAUUGUGAUGAGCAGCUUAAACGUUGCAAAAUUAAAAUUGAAGAUGGUAAUGAAGAAGAUUUAUCCGAAAUUUGUGUUAAUAAUAUACUUCUCACUAUGGAACCGUCCACAAGUCAUUCUGUAACAGUGAACUGUGAGGAUGGGACUAUUUUAACUGAUUUUGGUGAAAAGGGUCCCACAUCUACUAAAUCAACUAAUUUACGACAUGUGCUUGUUUUCAAAGGUCCUGAAAUGGAAUGUUUCAUAGAUUUGGUUCGACGUAAUGAAAUACUUUGGGAUGGUAGCUUUGAAGAAUAUCACACACGAACAAAUAAAAAGAAGCAAGCUUGGGAGAGCAUUGCUGCAGAGAUGUCAAAUGAUUUGAAGCAAGUUGACGAAGAAACAUGUCGGAAAAUAUGGCUUCAACUGCGACGAUCCUAUGCAAAUGAGAAACGACAGCAAAAGCAGAAUCCUGGUGCAAGAACGACGCGCAAUUGUAAAUAUCGACGAUAUUUUGUUGCAAUGAAAUUUCUGGAUGGCAUCAUGGAAGAGGAAUUUGCUCGUGACAGUUUUUUCAUAUCCGAACCAGAAGGUGGAAAGUCAUGUAGCAAUAGCCCUGCCCCAGAGCCAGGAGUUUCCAGGAAAGACAUUGUUGAUAACAUCCGAAAAUCUGGAGAUGUUCGUAAAGAAAUUUCUAUGGAAAAUGAUGUUAAUACUUCGAAGGUGAUUGAUACUAUUGCUUUACUGGCGCAUCAAUUGCAAAGUCAAGGAAAUGAGCCACCGGUUGAAAUGUCACAACCAAUGCAGUCAUUGCAAUCAUCGCAACCGUCAAAACUACCAAAAACAAGAGAUUCUUCCAUCGUCAAUGCUGCAGUACCUACAGAAGAGCAGUUUUACCAGCAGCUUCAGUCCUGCUUUUUUAUGCUAACACCCGAAAAGCAAACAAUUUUACAACGUGAUAUCAUGAAAUUUGCAUUCAGGCGGACGAAUCAGUUGAUGGAUGAUACUGGUUUCUGA